This is a messenger RNA of Kwoniella mangroviensis CBS 8507, 1965 nucleotides long. RefSeq lists its product as uncharacterized. Gene Ontology annotation, molecular function: actin filament binding. Lineage: Eukaryota; Fungi; Basidiomycota; Tremellomycetes; Tremellales; Cryptococcaceae. Gene Ontology annotation, biological process: regulation of actin filament polymerization. The record is from RefSeq and is a predicted model, not a curated record. The transcript has 11 exons. The coding region runs from base 1 to 1965 and encodes 654 amino acids. Gene Ontology annotation, cellular component: cortical actin cytoskeleton; actin filament; site of polarized growth.
AUGUCGAUAUCAUUUGCCGCACAAGAUCUGCAGCCCACGUACCAGGGUAUCAUCAAUGGUACCGCUGAUUACGAUUGGGCCAUCUUCAAUCAGACAGGGAACGAGUUAAAGGUCCAAGCUACUGGAAGUGGAUUAGAUGAUCUCGAAGAGGAGUUUAACGAUGGAAGAAUACAAUAUGCGUUUGCUCGAGUCAAAGACCCCAGCAGCUCAUUACCUAAGUUCGUUCUCAUCUCCUGGUUAGGAGAUGGUGUACCAGAGAACAGGAAAGGUUUAUACAAUAUACAAAGUCCGCAAGUACAGGACAAAUUUCUACGUGGUGCUCAUCUAGUCAUCCAAGCUCGUUCAGAGCUUGACGUGACCCCCACGUUCAUCCAUAAGCGUAUCCAAGAAUCUUCCGGGUCUAAAUACUCCUCCUCGGCGGCCGCUCCUUCUCCGUCUGCUCCAGCUGCAAGGACGGCUCCUAGCUACAGGCCAAGUCAAGGAUUUGGAGGUGCACAAGGCAAACCCUCUCCUCCACCCACCCCUCCCCCAGCGCCAGCCGUCGCCCCACCGCCCGCAAUCUCAAGCCAAGCCAAACCUACCGCAACAGCGAUUAUGUCAGCUGCUACUCCCGCUUCCUCUGAGAGUGCUAAACCUGCCUACGAAGAUAGGAUCGCUCCCGUGGGCACAGCUUACGAGCCCGUCAAAUUGUCUGCUCCUGGCAAAUUAGGUAACCGAUGGAAUCCCGCUGCUCAACAGCAUUCCGAGGAAGAAGCUGCUCCCACUGGACCUAGUCUCAAGGACAGGAUGGCUGCUUUCUCAGGUGGUGGUGCGGCUUCAGCUCCAUCUGCCCCUCAACCCACUGGGAAGAAGUUGACUUGGUCUGAACGACAAGCGGAAGCGAAAAAACAAAGAGAGGAAGAGGAUCGCGCAAGCGCGGCUGCAGGUGCUGCUGUUACUGGUACCCAACCUUCUGCCCCGUCUUGGAAGGCUCCUACUGCUCCUGUUGCCCCGCCUGCUCCCAGAGUACCAUCACCCCCUCCAGCUCCAGCAGCGCCUCCUCCUCCCCCCGCUGCAUCACGCCCAGUACCCACUGCACCUGGCGGUAUCCCAGCUCCAGUCUCUCGAUCUAUACCUCCGCGACCGGCUUCGCCCGAUUCUGAUGAAGAGAAGGAAGAUGAUGAUGAUUGGGGAGCGCCACCUCCGCCUCCUGCUGCUCCUUUCCGACCAGAACCAGUGGUCGAAGAUGGCCCAGUGGAGCAAGCUGCGCCUCCUCCCCCUCCUCCUCCUCCACCACCACCACCUCCUGCGCCAAUUGCUGAUCCUCAAAUCGAAGAGCUUGAACGACUUAAGCAAGAUCUCACUCUGGAAGAGGCUCCUUCAGCUGGUCCACCUCCUGUCCCUCAAGACUCUCGACCUAAAUCGGAGGCUGCUCCUCCAGAUGCUGCAGGUCUAAGAGCGAAAGUACUGUUCGAGUACGAAGCGGCGGAAGAGGGUGAGAUCUCCCUGAGAGAGGAGGAAAUCAUCACUCAGAUCGAACAGCUCGACGAAGGUUGGUGGUCCGGUACGAACUCUGCUGGACAAGCUGGUCUGUUUCCUGCGAAUUACUGUGAACUUAUCGAAGGAGAAACCCCCGCCCCCGCUCCUGCUUCUGUUACACCUACACCUGCACCCGAGCCUGAAGCUGCUGCACCUCCUCCGCCCCCACCACCUCCACCACCUCCUCCACCUCCACCUCCAGCAGCAGCAGCAGCACCACCACCAGCCCCUACCUCUGCUCCUGAGCCAGAAGUAGAAGAGAACGUCAUGAUAGCUGCUUACGACUACGAAGCAGGUGAAGAUAACGAGAUUUCCUUUAGGGAAGGUGACAAGAUUACUAACAUCGAUAAAGUCGAUCCGGAUUGGUGGCAAGGUCAAUGUAAUGGAAAAGAAGGUUUGUUCCCUGCUGCUUAUGUGGUCCAUCCAAGCGAAUGGCCUCCUCAAUAA